UUGUAGCACCAUUGAAUAAAAUUUCAUAAAUAUCAUCAUGAAUAUAACUCGUGUAUUAAAAGAAUUAAGCCCACAUUUCAUUAGUCUUACAGAACAAGGACUUAUGUAUGGGCCACAAGGUAAAAUGAUAGUAAGAAAUCUCGAAGAGCAUUGGUUUUUACAUUGUGUUACAAUGUCGCCUUAUAACAUAUUCUUAUCGGAUGAAUAUAGCGAUACCUUAGAUUUUAUUACUAAGACCGCGACAAGCGAUAUACCGUUUGGAUUAGCUAGAGUGAAAAGCUGCAAAGAUAGUUGGAAUCGGGAUAUAUUAACUAGAUUCAAAUUAAACUUACACAAAAUCGCUGAAAUAGCUAUUUUUAACAACGAUACAGAAACCAAAGAUUUAUUUCAUACGGUACAAAAGCAACGUAAAAUUUGGUGGCGCAGAUUAGCUCAAUAUCCUUCUCGAUUCGUACUUACAGAAGUGAAAAAAGCAAAAAAUCAUGACCUAAUAAAUAUUGAAGCACAAUUUCCAUUUGGCAAUAUUACUGUGGAAAGGAUAACUCACUAUAUGGACAUUCAAAAACUAUUCCCUCAGAUUGAUAAUAAACAAGUUUCUGAACAACAAAUGAUUGAACAUUCGGUAUCUUUAGACUGGGGUUGUCUAGCACUACUUUGCGAUACUUAUGAUAUAAGUAAAAAAACUAAGAUGCAUAUUCAUUCCAAACUAGCACCACAUAAAAUUGCAUUUCGUAUAAAAAGACCAAGUAACGACGCGAACGUUCAAAAUAAUGAUUUAAAUCGCUUUGUACUUUAUUUAAAUAAUAUGCUAAAAACAAAGGGCAUGAAUACUAUAUUAACCACUUCCGAACAAAUUAUAGAUACGUGCUUGGUUCCUUUUAUAGUUUUAGUUGAUGAGACUAGUCUUGAAAAUGGCAUUAUAUAUGUAAUGGACAGAUCGACAACUCUUAGCGAAUCAGUUCAUAUAACCGAUUUAGUAAACCAUAUAAGUAUGCGAUGUUAACCAAUUGAUAUGGUUUAAUUUCAUUUGAAUAAAAUUGUAUCAAACAUUUAAAA
Molecule: messenger RNA, 1056 nt
Organism: Osmia lignaria (orchard mason bee)
Lineage: Eukaryota; Metazoa; Arthropoda; Insecta; Hymenoptera; Megachilidae
Gene: DNApol-gamma35
Product: DNA polymerase subunit gamma-2, mitochondrial
Source: RefSeq, a predicted model, not a curated record